Messenger RNA from Drosophila hydei, 390 nucleotides. It is a transcript of the gene apn, whose product is annotated as protein apnoia. Bases 1 to 390 code for a protein of 129 amino acids. The transcript is spliced from 2 exons. The record is from RefSeq and is a predicted model, not a curated record. NCBI's taxonomy places the organism in Eukaryota, Metazoa, Arthropoda, Insecta, Diptera, Drosophilidae.
AUGGCCGCCGCUCAGAAAUUUGCAAUCACGCUGCUCGGUCUGUGUCUGCUGUGCGAUUUGGCGCUCUGCCAGCAGCAGGCCAGCAAUGACUCGGACAUCACUGAGAGCCGCACGUUCGGCCAUCAUUUCCUGCGUCGCAUUAGCUUUGCCCUGGUGCCUGGCGCGUUUGUUGUGGGCGUGAUCACCACUUUGCUGGCCGCCUUGACCGUGGUCUCGAUGAAGGGUCUGGGCGUGGGCGUCAUCUUGCUGGUGCUGGCCAUUGGCCAGAUGCUCUCGCGUGCUCUGCCCGUCCAGGCAGCCGCUGCCUAUGCCGCCGCUCCAGCACCCGUGCCCGUCAUCUACUCGCAUUCGCACAGUCAGCAGCCCGUGUGGCUGGAGAAGGAGUGGUAA